This is a messenger RNA of Eimeria maxima, 2241 nucleotides long. RefSeq lists its product as hypothetical. Lineage: Eukaryota; Apicomplexa; Conoidasida; Eucoccidiorida; Eimeriidae. The coding region runs from base 1 to 2241 and encodes 746 amino acids. The transcript is spliced from 4 exons. The record is from RefSeq and is a predicted model, not a curated record.
AUGGGCUUUACGUUAAAGGUGCAGUUUAAGAAGACAGGUUUAAUGGCGGGAGCGACCGGUGGUCCUCCUAUGCACUCAAGCAGCUUUGGCAGCAGCAGCAGCAGCAGCAGCAGCAGCAGCAGCAGCAGCUCAUUAUGCCAUCCAUAUAUAUCUAGUCUUAGCUGCCCAGCAGAAUUAACAGGGACAUCUCCUCAUGAAUUGUUGCUGCAUACACGAUCAAGUCCAUCAACAGCAACAGCAUCAGCAGCAGCAGCUGCAGCAGCAGCAGCAGCAGCAGCAGGAGAUACACCUCUAGGUUCCUUUAGAACAAGAGGAGGGGCCCCCACACCCCACAGGGGGCCCCCCCUCACGGGGAUCGGAUCCCAGUGCAUCUCCCCUGCCUCCUUUGAGGCUUUUGUUGCUACGCCCUCCCAACCCUCAUUGGAGGAAUUGCAGCAGCUUGUUGCUCUUAAGCUUAGACAGGACUUGAGGGCAGGCCGAGUGACUGCCCAGCCUUCCAACACUGCGCAGCAGCAGCAGCAGCAGCAUCAACAGCAGCCACAGCCACAGCCACAGCAGCAGCAGCAGCAACAGCAGCAGCAACAGCAGCAGCAGCAACCAUACCUGCGGCGCCUCCCUACACCUAAGUCAGAGAAAACGCCCCUACAAGCUCAGACACUGCAGCAGCAAAUAGGGGAGGUAGCAGCAGCAACAGCAGCAGCAAGCAGCACGGAGCAGUUAGGUCCAUUAGGAAUGCUGUGUUCCUUGAUGCAGCAGCAACAACAACAGCAGCAGCAGCAACAGCAGCAGCAGCAGCAGCAGCAUGAACCAAGCUGGCUUGAGGCCCCCAAUUCCUUACCAGACUCAACUAGUUGGAUGCUGCAGCAGCACGAGACUGCUGCUGCCUUCCAGCAGCUGAAGCUAACACCUACAAUGUCUCCGCAGCAGCAGCAGCGGCCACUGCAGCAGCAGCAGCAACAGCAACAACAACUGCACAUGCCACAGCAGCAGCCGCAGCAGCAGCAGCAACAGCAGCAGCAAGGUAGCAACGACCUCAGAGGCUCGCAGCUAAUGCAGCAAAGGUUCCAGCUAGCUAGCCUCUUGCUGCAGGGUGCAGCAAAUAUGCAGCAGCAGCAGCAGCAGCAAGAUGAAGAGCAGCCGCAGCAGCACCUGAUGCUGCAGCAGGAGCAGCAGCAGCUGCUGCAGCAGGAGCAGCUAAAACAAGAAAGACAACGAAGGCAGCAACUAGAGACUUCCUUCCUUCUUGCCUCUACGGAGAAGCAGCAGAUGAUGCUGCUGCAGCAGCAGCAGCAGCAGCAGCAAAAAGCUAGCUGGAUCUGCAGCAGCAACGAGCAGCAGCAACAGCAACUGCAGCAGCAGCUGCAGCAACAGAGCUACAUAGGCCCUGUAGAGGAGGACGAAACAGCAGAGAACCAACAAGACAGGCUCGUCGGCUUAGGGGCAGCGACUCAGAGUUCCUUUGGGGAUGUAUUAACAAGCAGCAACCCUCAUCGCUAUUCAAGCCUUGUUGACAGCAGCAGCAGCAGCAGCAGCUGCAGCAGCAGCAGCGGUGGAGGCGCCGCUUUAUCAUUUCUGCCCAAGACCGACCCUGGCGAGCUGCUGCUGCAGCAACCACCACCACAUACCCAGCAGCCCCAGCAACCGCAGCAGCUGCAGCAGCAGCAGCAGCAGCAUUCUGUCUUAUCCCUGCAACAGCCUCCUUUAGGUUUACCAACAACAACAGCAGCAGCAACAACAACAACACCACCAGCAGCAGCAGCAGCAGCAAAUACAAAACUUGACCGUAUUCAAGCAAACCCUGACCUCCUUGAAUUCGCAACUGCUCUUAUGCAGCAGGCAUUAGGGGAAGGAGCAGCUAGCCAGAGGCAGCAGCAGCAGCAACAGCAGCAACAGCAACAGCCGCUGCAGCAGCAACCGAUACAGCAAAUGCAGACCCAACAGCAGCAGCAGCAGCAGCAGCAGCAGCAGCAGCAAAUACCCCCUCAGCAAAUGCAGCAACCUGCUCCCAUCAGGAAUUCUUUACAGGUGAUGCAGCCAAGCUCAGCUAUUGGCUCACCAAGUAACGACAAUACAACAGAGCUGCUGCAGCAGCUGCUGCUGCUGCUGUCGGAGAAAACUGCUGGAGGUGCUGCAGCAGCUGCAGCAGCAGCAGGUGCAGCAGCAACUGCAGCAACAGCAGCAACAGCAGCAACAGACAAAACACACAGCGCCAGCCUCAUUGCUAAUGUCCCUUUCUACUAA